Messenger RNA from Fusarium sp. VM40, 1053 nucleotides. Lineage: Eukaryota; Fungi; Ascomycota; Sordariomycetes; Hypocreales; Nectriaceae. The record is from the annotation of a GenBank genome assembly.
AUGUCCGACGUACGAUCUCUUUUGCGGCAACAGCGGGCUGCUCGCCGCAUAGAACACCCCUACGCCGCUUAUUCCGAAGUAGGCAAGCUUCUCUGCACACUAUGCCACGAGCAGAUCAAGACCGAGACGCUGUGGGACUCCCAUGUUCGAGGCGAGGCGCAUAAAACUCGCUUAAUACAAGCUCAAAAGACAGCAGCAGCAGCGGCCAAUGGUUCGAAUUCACAACAAACUGCGCAAAAGCGGAAACUUGACGAUACCGAAGAGGCUAUCGACGACGGGGAUGGAGAUAUUGAAAUGGACGACGGCAGGCGGAAACGAACCAGAACAGAUGGCGCCGACGGAGAAGGGGAUAAGGAUGCUAAGGACCCAAAUUUGACACCGCCGCGGUUGACCAGAAGGACGUCGACUACACCAUCACAAGGAAUAGAAAUCCAAAUUCCGUCGCGACCCGCAACACCAGCCCACCGGGAUGGCUCUUCUGUUUCGACUCCAGGAAGCCAGCCUAACACUCUGAUUCUACAAUCUGCCACUACCACUCUCCCCUCACGCCGACCUAGCAGCUUGGCCACGGAUGAGCGUCCCGCCUCAACAGCAGCGGCAGUGGACGAAGCAGAAUGGGCAGCCUUCGAGGCCGAUAUUGCUGCCACAACAGCCCCAUACGACGAAGACGCGGUCAUAUCAGCUCCAGCCAUGACAGCAGAAGAAACCGCAGCCAUUGAGGCGCAAAAGGAGGAAGAGGCCGAGAAGCGACGCGCUCAAGCCGACGUCGAUCUCGAGGAUGAAAAGGAAGAAGCGACCCGCGCGCUGGAGGAGGAAUUCGAGGAGAUGGAAGAACUAGAAGCCCGCGUGAGGCGCCUCAAAGAGAAGAGAGAAGCCCUGCGCAAGCGCGGCGAAAGCUUCGGCCAAGAAGCUGGUGCUGAAAAGCCCACGAGUCUGGGCAAGGAAAAUCUCGAAACACCUGCCAUUGAGGAAAAGGACGAAGAAGACGAGGAUGAGGACGAGGAUGAAGACGAAGACGAUGAUUGGGAUGGCUUCAGGUUUCGGACAGCCUGA